UUCUCCAUUUUUAAUAACGUUACUUUUUUACUAACGUUACGGUUGUCUCCGUGUUCAAUUCUCUGAUAACUUUGACUCCGGUAAUUUUGGUGUGAAAGUGACCAAAAUUUACGUGUAGUGUCAGUAUUUCUUGUACGCGCAAUGUCUUGUUUUUUGUUGCUGUAGUAAUUAUCAUGGGAAAGAACAAACAAGCGCGACGAACCAAAAAUAAUGCAAGGCCAUCAAAUAGUAGCAGAAGUGCAGAAUUUUUGGGUACUUCGAUGGUGAAUUUUGUUGGUUUCUCAGCAGUGAAAGAUGGGGAAUAUGUACCUGUAUUACCAGGUUUAACAUUUUGUGAUACAAAUGAAGUUGAAAUGAACAAUGUUGAUAGUAAUGUUCAAAUAAUAUUAAAAAAGAUGAAUAAAAAAGAUUCAACAACCAAAUAUAAGGCCUUACAAGAAUUUGCUAUUUUGUGUAGAGAUUCAGAAAUAUCAAUUGUGGAAGGAAUGUUACCAUUCUGGCCACGGCUAUAUUGUGCCUUAGCAAUAGAUAUAGAACAUAGAGUAAGAGAAGCUGCACAGUUAGCACAUGCAGCUGUUGUAAAACGUGUAGGCAAAGGUAUAGCAAUGUAUUUGAAACAAUUAGCUGGAAUUUGGUUCAUUUCACAAUAUGAUACAUAUCCUCCUGCUGCAUCAAUUGCUACUAAUUCAUUCAAUGAUACAUUUCCACAAAAAAAAAUUAUUGAUGCUAUCGUGUAUUGUCAGCAUGAAAUCCUGAAUUAUAUCUGUGAUAAUGUAACAGCUCUUAGUGCUCUAUCUUUGUUACAGAAGGAUUUCACUGCAGAGGAAAUAGAAGCAAAAUAUCAGAGAAUACUAACAUCCAGUUUACAUGGAUACAGUGUUUAUUUAAAGAAAGUUCCUAUCCAAGAGAUUGAAAAAAUGAUUGAGGUUCAUAAUAAAAUUAUAAGCAGCAACAAAUUUUGGAAUUUAAUCAAAGCUGAUGCAAUUCCAAUUAAAACAGCUUUUUUUACUGUAUUAACAUCAAUGAUUGAGAAUGCUAAUAUAAUAUUACAAAAUGAAAAGAAGAGAACUGUAACAAGUAUUAUAAAUAGUCUUGAUGAAACAGAUCCUGUAUUGUCAUCAGUUGUAUGGGAAUCUAUGCUUGCUACUAUAAAUAAAAUAGAGGAUUGGUACAAUGUAAUAAAUAUUGAAAAACUACUAUUACCAAAAUUAUGGCGUGUUUUACGAAAUGGAGGGCAAUGUUGCGCGAGUAUUAUUUAUCCGAAUUUAUUACCUCUUAUUAGUCAAUUUCCAAAACUAAGUGUUGAUUCUCAUUAUUUAUAUAUAAAUUUCUUCACUUAUAUGCGAGAAGGAUUUUCUGUAAAAAAUGUACAAAUGAGUCAUUCUGAAGCACUUGCGGUAACGACAUCGUUUGUCGAAUGUUUGCGUUAUUCUAUUCUUUUAAAUGUCAAUAAUCAAGAUUUAAGUAAUACUCUGCUCAGAGAACAGCUCAUUCCAUCAUUAGAAAUAUGUUUAAAAGAAACUGGUCCGAUGAAACAAAUGUUUUUUUGCGAAAUUACUCAUUUGGUACGAUACUGGAGUAAAAAUCGAUAUAACAAAAAUUAUAAAUCUUAUAUUUGUUUGAUAGAAGAAUUUUGGCGAAAUCUUGAUAUACUAUUCAUUUCGCUUAUAGAUGCCAGUGAAAAAUCCGAAUCUGGUAUUCUAGAUAUAAAUAACUCCCAAAUAGAAUUUUUAAUUACAUUAAGAACGGCCUCUGUACAUGAUCGUAAAAAUUUAAAAGUGAAAUUCUGUAAUUCAGAAGAAAAUAUAAUAAAUCAAUCUCAAACACAAAAUGAGAAUACUGAUGUGGAGAAUGAUACUGAUGUUGAAUUUCUUACUGAGCUUAAAAAUUUCGUUAAUUCCAUUUGUGUGAAAUAUUUUAAUCAAAUCAUUGAAAAAAAUGAAAAAAAAUAUGUCACAUAUCUAAAUAAACUUAUAACUUAUUUUGAAAGUGAUACUUUUAAAAAUUUGUUUGAACGUCUUAAUACACAAAUUAAUAUUUUUAAUUUUUAUAAUGAAAUUUUACGAAGUUGGUUGCUGGAGCAACCGGAAGAAAUUGAAGAUAUAAUAGAAUUGAUAUUUAAUCUAAUGAAAUACGUGAGUCAUUCUGAAAAAAACGAAAUUUUGAAGUCAUUAACAGAGUUUGACGAUAUCAUAAUAACAAAAAGUAUCAUACAGUGUGCUUUAUCUAAAAAACAUAGGAAUGAUGAGAUAGUAAAAAAAUGGUGUUCACAGUCUAAGAUUACUGCUACAUUGAUAGAUACAGCAAGAAACAUUGCUUUAGACAAUGUUUAUUUUAAUCUGAGAAAAAAUCAAAAUCUUAUUUUAUUAUCUUUUGAAGCUUUAGAAGAUAGUAAUUUGUUAAUAAAGGAACAAUUUAAUGAGAUCAUAUCUAUACUUUGCAAGUCAUUUUAUAGAAUAGAUGAAACAUGUUUGUUGGAUUUCAUGAACUUAAUUUGUUGUAUAGUUCCAUUAGCAUGGUCUCACAAGGAAACAACAAUGGGAGCGAUACAAAUAUUAGAAACUCUUUUCGAAUUACGUUUGGAUAAUUAUUUCAGUUAUAAUUCUGCUUUCAUUGAUUCAAUACGAGAUGUAUGGACAAAAAGUCUCUUGGAAGCAAUCCGAAAAUUAUCACAAUCCGAAUUUAUUAGCUUAACUAAAAUGUUUGCAAUAUCUAUAUGGAAAAAGAUAUAUAAUCUAAAUGAAGAACAUAACAAAGAAAUAUUAGUCGAUGUAGCAGUUGAUUUUGUUGAAAUUAUACUUGAUGAUGAUGUUUCCUAUGCAGAAGAAAUUAUUUUAGCAUUUUUAACGAAUUCUGAUAUAACAACAUGGAUAGCUGAAACUACUGGUAUAAUUAUAUAUGGUGAAGUAAUAACUGGUGAAUUGCAUGUAUCAUCUCUUGAUCAAAACAUACAAAUUCGUCAGAAAUGUAUGUCUAUUGAUUUAACCAAUGAUACAAUAACAGAUAAUACUGAAAAUUGUUUGAAAUGGGCACUGUUUAAUGUGAAUAUAUUAAAUAAUCUAUACUUGAAAUCAAUUAAUAAAUAUAAAUCAGAAGAAUCUAAUAUUGAAAAAUUAUUGAUACACAAUUUAGAUUUGCCGGGAGUUAUAAAUUUAUUAAUUGAUAUUAUACAUUCGAUUAUUUUGGGCGAAAUUUAUUCCAAAUAUUAUAAAUCUACUAAGUGUUAUGAUAAUGUGAAUAAAACUUUAAUGAUUCUACAAGAAAGUUUUAAACAGUUGCAGAUAUAUGUUAACGAAGAUACAUUUAAUAAAAUUUGUGACUAUAUAGCAUUAAACUAUUCGAAAUAUGGAAGUAUGCUAUCAUAUAUAAUAUAUUUUUGCUGCACAAAGUUAUGUUAUAUCAAACAGCCACAGGAAUUAUUUGAAAAAUAUAAAAAUAAAAACAUAUUUGCUAUAAACGAAGAAAUAAUGCUUCAAAAUUUACAAAUUCUAUCCAAAUUUCAAAAUUGGGAUAACAUUUUGGAUACGUGGAUACCGAAUAAUAAUAUUUCUAAAUUAAUACUAAUAAGAAGCAUGUUGAUUAAACAAGAUGAUAUUUCAAAGUGCUCUAAUAUUUUUGAGGAACAUUCUUCAUUACUAGAUUGUGAAAUUUCUCAAAUUUCUUGGGAUAAAUUAAAUUUAUCUUUAGAACUUAUAAAAUUAUUGACAGAAGUCGUAAAGAAAAUUCCAUCUAAGUUAACAUACGAACAUUGGAAUUUUAUUCUGACGUCUUUAGUCCUAUUGCCGCUUUCUAUUGCGAAAUCAAAACAAAAUGUUACUGAUUUUAAGGCAUCUAUAUCGACAGUAGCUAUUUGUCAACUUUAUUAUGCGGUCCAAGAUUUAAUUAACAAGUGUGAUCAGAAAAAAACAACAGUAAUAUCACCGAAAAUAUUAGAUGAAUGGAAGAAUGUUUUUAUCAAUGAUAUACAAAGUGGAAUUAUUCAAUGUUGGAUGCUUUAUGCAGAUUCAUACAAUGAAAAAACAACAGCUUUGAAAUCUGUUGUAUUAUUGGAUCAUUUAGGAAAGGCUAUGAAAAUAGUUGAUGGAAAUAUAAUUUUCAAAAGUCAUAUAUCUCUUACAACAACUGUUGAAUUGGCAUUGAAAUUACUUCAAUCUCCUGUAGCCAGUAUACAAUUAAGCGCAUAUCAUGUAUUAAAGCAUGCAGUAUUAAAGCUUGUACAACAAGAUCAAGACACAAUAGAAUUAGAAAAUUUCGACAUAAAUACUUUGAACAUUAAAAAAGUGGAAGAAGUACUUCAGAAUACGCAAAGUAUCGUGAAUACUAUUCUAAUGGAUUUUAAAUUAUGUGAUACUGUAAGCUGUACUAUUCAACCACAUACUGAUGCAUAUACUUAUACUAUUGGAUAUUUAUUGUCAUGGGCUAUCAUUUUAGAUAUGUGUGCAAAUGCUCAUGAAGACUUACUAUAUCUAUAUGCUGAAAUACUCAAGGAUAACUUCUUUCCUAAUUUAUUAGAUAACAUAUUCCGACUUAUGCCAGUAGAAAUACUUCAAGACAAUAUAAACAAGAGUGCUAAAUUAAUGGAAAUAUUUUCUACUGAACCAUCUCUAAAUUUUGGCGAAAGUUGGACGGAAUGGAGGUUAGAUCAUAUUGUAUGUUGGAUAUACACGAACAGUUUGAGAUAUUUACCAGUAUUGGUAAGACAAUGGUGGAACACUGCUGAUAGUAAAGUCAGUGUUGCCAUAGAUAAAAUCACAACUCAUUAUGUUAGUCCUAUGCUUUGUCAAGAAGAACUUCUUAAGAAUAAAUUGCAUAACAUUGAAAAUAUGCAAGUGAAAGUACAUCCAACAUUUCGUGAAGUGAUAGCCUUAUAUCAAAUGGAUGAUACAAAACUGGAACUUAAUAUUAUAUUGCCACCUAAUCAUCCACUGGGAUCAAUUACUGUUGAAUCUGGACAACACGCAGGUGGUACAGCAAAUUGGAGGAAUUGUCACAUGCAGUUGUCUAUAUUUCUGACACACCAAAAUGGGUCAAUAUGUGAUGGACUUGCAUUAUGGAAAAGAAAUUUAGAUAAGAAAUUUGCUGGUGUGGAAGAAUGUUAUAUAUGUUUUAGUAUUUUUCACAUGAAUACGUAUCAAAUACCAAAAUUAUCUUGUCAUACAUGUCGCAAGAAAUUUCAUACUGCAUGUUUGUACAAGUGGUUUAGUACAAGUCAAAAAUCCACGUGUCCAAUUUGUAGGAAUACAUUUUAAUCUGUUUAUUAUACUAUUUAAAAUAAGUAUUAAAAUUAACACUAAAUUUACGGCAAUUUCUUUUAUACCUAUUUCUAUGGAUAUUCGUCAAAUUAACGGGUGAAUGAAAAUACGCAUAUUCCUUAAACAUCGAUUUAAUUAUUUUAAAAACAAUUUAAUCCUAACUAUUAACUUAUGAAUUUAGUUAUAUUAUGUUAUAUAAUUAUAAAAUGUUUAUUAUAUUAACAUUAUACAAUAUACGCAGUAAACGCUUUUGACAAAGUAAGAUAAACUCUGAAACCAUAUGAUCCAUUGAAGUACCGUCGCGGUUCAUUUGAGAUAUCAUUCAAAACAGAAAAAUGUGUUCAUCGUAUUAUGAUUUCUACUUUUACAUUAUUUUUAUAUUUAUUAUUGGAAUAAUAAUUUCACGAAUGAAACAAAUUUAUUGGGAUUAUUUAUGAAAUUAGUUAAUCCGUCAAUUUAAUGGGUGUUCGUAGAGAUAGAUAUAUCACGAAUAAAACUUUAAAAUUAAAACCUUAAAAAACUUUUAAAAUUAGAGGUUAAUUAAUGACCUCGGAUAUAAAUUCGAAAUAGUAUUAAUAAAUAUUAGCAAAAAAUGCCAGGAAAAAAUUGUAAAAAUUUUUUAAAUUUGCUCACAAAAUCAGAAAUCCGUCAAAUAGACACGAGUCGUAAAUCUAGUAUUAACGAUAGAAUUAGAUUUACUAUGUAUAAAUUUUCUGUCCAUUAUAAAUUAUGUAUAGAAAUAAUAAAUUUAAAUUAAUAAUAAA
Frieseomelitta varia is the source of this 6016-nucleotide messenger RNA. RefSeq names its product E3 ubiquitin-protein ligase listerin-like (gene Ltn1). The transcript has 22 exons. Gene Ontology annotation, molecular function: zinc ion binding; ribosomal large subunit binding; ubiquitin protein ligase activity. Lineage: Eukaryota; Metazoa; Arthropoda; Insecta; Hymenoptera; Apidae. Gene Ontology annotation, biological process: rescue of stalled cytosolic ribosome; ribosome-associated ubiquitin-dependent protein catabolic process. The record is from RefSeq and is a predicted model, not a curated record. Bases 174 to 5249 code for a protein of 1691 amino acids. Gene Ontology annotation, cellular component: RQC complex; cytosol.